Messenger RNA from Ilex paraguariensis (yerba mate), 501 nucleotides. NCBI's taxonomy places the organism in Eukaryota, Viridiplantae, Streptophyta, Magnoliopsida, Aquifoliales, Aquifoliaceae. The record is from the annotation of a GenBank genome assembly.
AUGGAUCAGGUGAUCGAAUGCUUUGCAAGAUUGCCAAUAUCAUUUGGUUAUUCUUCCAAUCGAACUCUUACUGGGAAGCCGAUCAAUAUAUCCAGCAACAAUAUGAGUGUCGAACCCCCAAUAAGCUCCUCGGUCAAGGUUUUCCAUAUUUUUUAUUAUUUGUGGGUUGUGACUUGUGAUAAUGGACAUAGUGAGAGAUUGGUAGCUGACAAACCUGUGGUGAUCUUCAGCAAAAGCUCUUGCUGCAUGUGCCACACAAUUAAGUCACUGAUAUGCAGUUUUGGUGCCAACCCAACAAUUUAUGAGCUCGAUGAACUUCCAAAUGGUCAACAAAUAGAAAGGGCACUCAAGGCUUCCGGACGUGAGCCAGUUGUACCAAUUGUGUUCAUUGGAGAGAAAUUGAUUGGUGGUUCUAAUGAGGUCAUGAGCCUCCAUGUCCAGGGCAAGCUAGUUCCAUUGCUCAUUGAGGCCAGAGCCAUAUGGGUAUGGCAAAAUAAUUAA